AAAGAGUCACAUGGGAUGAGAUAAUCUGAGCUCAGACUGGAGAAAGGUGCAUUUUAAAAACAGGAAAGGGUUUGGAAUAGGUAAGUCGAAAUAUUAUGAAAAAAAGUUGGAAUAAUACCAGUAAAGUCAUAAUAAUCUUAGAAUAAAUAUGACAAAACGUCUUGCUAUUAUGAGGAUAAAGUUGUUAUAAUGUGAGAAAAACAGUCGAAAUAUCAGAAUAAAGUCAGACAAUAAGGUCAUACAACAAAUGUCAAAACAUUACAAUAAAGUUUAAACGUUACGAGAACAAAGUCGUAAAAUGGUAGCAAAACGUCGUAAUAACACCAUAAGUCACGACAUCAGCAGAAUGGUCAUAAUAUGAGAUUAAAGUCAAAAUUCUGAGAUUAAAAUAAGAAUUUUAUUACUAUUACUAUUGGUGGCCCUUAUCCUCUUCUGUAUAUACAUACUUCAUAAAAAAUCAAUGACUGUGUACAAAUAAAUGUGAACAAAUGUGAACAAAUUUAAAGAACUAUGAAAAUCUUCCGAUGUGCUGUUCAGUAAAUGUUCUUUAUUAAUCUGAUCAUCAGUCAGUUUGACUUCAAAAUUGGUUAAUUUCCAAGAAAUAAGAAGAUGUGCGAUGAAUCCUGCAAGAAAGCAGAAAGCUACUCUUGGAUCAUGAAAACUGUCAGUGCGCGCAACAAAGAGAGAGAGAAAGAGCGAGAGAGAGGGAGGAAAAUAGAGAGAGAGAUUUUCAGCGGCGGCUGAGCGCUUAAACCGCCCAGGAACAUUUAUCCAGCCAACUGUCUCAUCCGGGUCUUCCUCCUCCUCCUCUGGGUUUAGAGUUGACUUUCCUCUGCGCUUCUUGGAGCGGCAGCAGCAACACAUGCCUGCCUGUGCAGCGGAGCCGCGGCUGUGAUUCAGAGCGCAGCUCCGUCUCCAUCACCGGCUCACCGGGAGGAUGUCCGCCGCGCCGCUCAACAAGUCCCCGCUGUUUUUCCCCCGUUAACCGUUGAUGGCGGCGGAAUGGAGAUAGCCUUGGUGAGUUUUGAGAACGGCGGCGCUAAGGGGAGCGGCGGCGGCGGCGGCGGCAAUGCCGAAGAGAGCUGCCGGAACGCACUGGAGGUCCCUCAGCCGGGGUUUAUUCAAAGUGGACUGGGAGAGGAGUUCGGUAAGGAGCUGAACACCCGGGGGAGUCCCCAGCAGCAGCACCAGCAGCAGCAGCAGCAGCAGCAGCGCAGCCCCUGGAAGAUCAACGACAUGAACAACACUCUGAGCUGCAGCGAGAACGCCAUGGAUGCGCUUUUACGCGCGGACCACAGUCCCCACCUGUUCGACGAGGACAUGCUGGACAUGGACAUGGACACCGAGAGCAACGAGAGGGUCCUCAUCAACAUCGCCGGGCUUCGGUAUGAAACCCAGCUGGGUACCCUCAACCAGUUCCCGGACACUUUGCUGGGAGACCCGGCCAAGAGGAUCAAGUACUUCGACCCGCUCCGGAACGAGUACUUCUUCGACCGCAACAGACCCAGCUUCGACGGGAUCCUCUACUUCUACCAGUCCGGGGGGAAGAUCCGCAGACCCGUGAACGUUUCGAUCGAUGUGUUCGCGGAUGAGAUCCGGUUCUACCAGCUGGGAGAAGAGGCCAUGGAGCGGUUCCGAGAGGAUGAAGGGUUCAUCAAGGAGGAGGAGAAGCCGCUGCCGCAGAACGAGUUCCAGAAGCAGGUCUGGCUCAUCUUCGAGUACCCGGAGAGCUCCAGCCCGGCGCGGGGCAUCGCCAUCGUGUCCGUGAUCGUUAUCACCAUCUCCAUCAUCACCUUCUGCCUGGAGACGCUGCCGGAGUUCCGGGACGAGCGGGAGCUGGCGGUCAGCAGUCGGCUGGACAACAGCACCGCGCCCCGGCCGUCCCUCACCUUCACGGACCCCUUCUUCAUAAUCGAGACCACCUGCGUCAUCUGGUUCACCUUCGAGCUGAUCGUGCGCUUCUUCGCCUGCCCGAGCAAGUCCGAGUUCUCCAAGACCAUCAUGAACAUCAUCGACAUCAUGUCCAUCAUGCCUUACUUUAUCACGGUGGGCACGGAGCUGGCGGAGCAGCAGGGCCAGGAGCACCAGAACGGCCAGCAGGCCAUGUCGCUGGCCAUCCUGAGGGUCAUCCGCCUGGUCCGGGUCUUCCGGAUCUUCAAGCUCUCGCGGCACUCCAAGGGGCUGCAGAUCCUGGGUCAAACCCUCAAGGCCAGCAUGCGGGAGCUGGGUCUGCUCAUCUUCUUCCUCUUCAUCGGGGUCAUCCUCUUCUCCAGCGCCGUGUACUUUGCGGAGGCCGACGAACCGGAGUCCCAUUUCUCCAGCAUCCCGGACGCCUUCUGGUGGGCCGUGGUCACCAUGACGACGGUGGGCUACGGCGACAUGCGGCCGGUGACUGUCGGGGGGAAGAUCGUGGGCUCCCUGUGCGCCAUCGCCGGCGUCCUGACAAUCGCACUGCCGGUUCCAGUCAUCGUCUCCAACUUCAACUACUUCUACCACCGGGAGACGGACCAGGACCAGUCCAGCCUGAAGGACGAGCCCAGCGGGGGGCCGGAGAGCCCAGAGGUGAAGCGCAAAGGCAGCAGGACGUCGGUGAAGUCUCAGGAUGUGGAGAAGAACGAGUCCGACGGCGCUUCGGUGGAGAAGGCGAACAUGAAAGCCAACAGCAGCAUGGACUUCAAGAAAUCCCUUUACGCGUUUUGUCUCGACACGCGGGAGACGGACCUGUAGCCCCGCCGGGUCGGGCUCCUUCUGACCCAUGAACUCGGUUCUGACUAAAACUUUCCUCCCACAUCCAUCAGUGAAUGCAUGCAGCAGAGUGGCCCUUUAAACCUGCAGGAAAACAUGAACUCUGCGGGCUGCAAGAUGAAUUAGUGGGAAAUGGGACAUCAGGCCUCAGCAGAGGAUAAUCAGGGACAAUCAGGACUCUGGAUAAUUACUGGACAUGGCGGAGGAUUAACCACACUCUGUGUACAUAAUGUAGGAAGAGAGAGGGGGAAAAUACUUUAUUACUUCCUACACUUAGUCAUGAUGUUUACAUCAAGCAGAUGUGUACAUAUUCCCCACAUCAAGCUGGAGAUUUUUGGAUUCGGUGUUAAUUUCUUCUCUUUUUUGGAAGGAUAAAAGUCUAUUUUUGAGAUGCAGACACUCAGGUUUUAUGGAAGAGCUGAAAUAUUUUUUUUUCUAACUGAGAGUGGACCUCAGCCUUGUCGUUUGUGUCCGAUUCGUUUAAAUUAAAGAACUUUUUAUUUGCGAGGGGGAAAAUAAUGGACAGAAAACAAAGAACAGGAGCUAAGAAGAGACGACAAAGCAGAAAGGAUGUGGAGAAAUCAACUCCGAAACCAGAGAGUCGAAGCCCUGCCCUCCGACCAUCAGGGGAGUCGAUCGGACCGCAGGAACAGAACCAUCUGCUGCGCUUCCAGUCAGCAUCAACAGUCCUGUUCUUGGAACUCUGUGCCUUCAACCAAAACUCAUCCUGUGUUUUUGGGUUUUUACUUUUCCCUUGGAGCAGCUUUCGGAUGAUUUUUUCUUCCUGACGGAUGAAGGAGGGCCUGGGAAUCGAGCUGCUGUCUGUCUGUGGAAACGAAGAAAAAAGAAAAACAAUCAAACACAUCCAGGAUUUUCAUCUUUGGAUCGUUUUAAUGUGGGUUUUUUCUACAAAUUGUGUCAGUGAUUUACUUCCUAUUGGAGGAAAUCCCUCGCUGUGCAAUAUAAGUCCAUAUUUCUGUGAAGUUGUCAUGUGGAUGUAGAAUCUGGACAAACAUUUUGGUUUAUUUUUGUAAUAAUGUUUUUCUGAUUUCUAUUUUUCUAAAACAAUGUGAGACAGAUGAAGGGGAAAAAAAGAACAUUUUGAAGGAGAACGGAUGCUUGGAUGUGGUUUUUCCUCUGAUAUUCCCCUUUCCAAAGCCAUCAGAGAUGAUGCAUUCAGGGUCACACAGUCUGGGACGGACACAUCAGCUCGUCUCAACUGGAGCUACUUUUUAGGUGAUGUCUUCUGUAAAUUCAGGCGCCUAAAUCUGAAGUGUUUAGUAUUCUCUACCUUUGUGUGGCCUGUUCUUCUUGCUGUCGUUUUGUACCUACAUAUCAAUCAGGAAAUGGGAAGUUAGAAAAAGGAACGAGAAAAGAUGGAAAACACUCUGAGUUCUCAAACAGAGUCUAAAGUAAAUGACAAAAAGCUUGAAGCUGAGUUUACACUGCAUUUAUUUUAAUAUUUCUUUUAGGUUUUUAACUAACUCACAAACUAACAAAAAUAUUUAAAAACAUCCGUAGAAACAUCUGCCUCCACAUGUUAUUACUUUCCUGGAACUUCCAUGUUGCUUUCGUAAAUCCUUAAAGUAAUUUCCUGGAAGACGGUACUUUACAAAAACUUGAAGGUUACUUUCUUGAAACCCUAGAUCUGCAUUUCAGUAAUUAACAUGUUACCUUAUGAUUCUUUAAUAACUUAAGUGUUUUUAAAUUAGAAGAUACUUUUCUUCUACUGUGCUUUCUAGUAAUAUUCAAUUGCAUUUCAUCAAAAGCUACUAUUCUAAAACCUGGGGGUUUCUGCCCUGAACUUGCAAGUUACUUUUCAGUAACAUGUCAUUUUCUGUAAGGUAACAUGUAAGUUACAGGAAAAUAUCAUGUAAGCAGCAGGUAAAAAACAAAUAAAUAGCCUCAUUAAGCACAUUUUGAGUCGCUGGACCAUGCCCUUAAAGUUCUAGAAAGUUAAGAGAACAUAACAUGAAAUCUUGGUUGUUCUCUUUAAGAUACGGUAAAGUAAUCAACAUUCCCAUGAUAAAUAACCUAAAAAUCCCAAUUAAAGUAGCCUGAAAGUGUCAGGAAAGUAAUAAGUAAAUUCUUGAAAUCUGUAGAAAGCACCAUUUAAGAUUCAAGGAAAUAAGCAGUGGUGGGCAUUUAGCUUAUUUGAAAUUGUUUGGCAAAUUUAGUUUCCUCUAAAUUCUAAAGAGCUAAUUUACUUGGUUGUUUUAGUGAACUUUCAGUUGAAUAAACUGAAUUGACAUAUGUCUUGAUGUUUUGGUUAUCGACUGUUAAGAAUUCUCCAAGUAGUUAGACGUUUAUAUUCAUGCUUUUAUUUUGAAGUGAGUGAAGACUGUUUACACAACAGUUCCAUUUCCUCUCCUCAUGUUCUCCAUCUGUGAUGCGGUGCAGCAGUUGAGGUUUAUUCUGUACCCAGAAUGCACCAUAAACACUUUAAAAUCUACUGAUGUCCUGCAUGUUUUCUGACCGAAGUCCUACAGUCAAGUUAGCAACAACUAUAAAAUUUAAAACAUGAGUGAAAUAUCUGCCCCAAAGAAUCACUUUCAGAAGUGAAACCGGAUAAGUAAGUGUGCAAAAACAAAUUUGUCCCAACAGAGGGGGAUAACAUAUGUCAACAUAUUAACAUGGUUGAAUUUAGCGCUAGCAUUAGCUUCUGCUAAAUACUAUUGGUAGUGCUUCAACAUUAGCAGAACUAAUGUUUAUGAUUAGUGCUUUAGGUUUAGUGCCAUAUGCUUGUAUGAACAAAAGUUCUUGUACUGGAGUGUUUUUUUUUUUCAUUUUCUGCUUCAAUAGUUAUGCUAGCAGUUUACAUUUUGAUCAGAUGCAGAUUAACAUGCAAAGACAGUGAAGGCGGGGCAUGUAAAACAUCUGUGCGAAUAGCCCACCACUAUGUGGGUCAUGUUUCUGCUCAUAAUGGAACAAUACUCGAACUUUAUUCAGAUAAUCUGAAACACGUCUUCCACAGAAUGGAAGAAAGGAAGCUUUUUAAUCUAUUACAACACAAUGGAGAAAAUGAGGUUUGAUUCGCAGCUAACAUUAUUUUAAAAAUCUAAGCAAUUUUCAUUAAAAGGGCUCUGUUUGAGAAUUUCCUCCUGUUCUGUUACUUGUCUUCUGUUUUCUGCACUUAUAACCUGUGCUCCAUGUCUCCUUGAUGCUGCUAUCCAUGUCCUGUGUAGAUUGAUGUUCAGCCUAAGUCCUGGCACAACAUCCUCUGUUAGCGCUCCUGCUAUGUUUUUACUGGAUCCUUUGAUUUGAUCAUGAAAUCAAAUCAAUCGAUCCAUGGUAAUUCUGGUUCAGUUUAUGGCUCCAGUAAAGCAAAUUCAGAGAUGUAUAUUUAUUUUUUGCGUAGUAUUUUCGGUUUACAAGCAAAGAUAUCCCUUUGGCACAAAGUGUACAUGGGCAUUAAAAUGUACAGUAAUUUAGUAAACUGCUGUAGGACCUUAAGAAUUAUAUGGAUUAUAAGCACGAACAUCCAUUAACUCAGGGGCCAAUGUAAUAUUAUUCUCAGUCAGGGCAUAAGUUAGAAAAAAGCCAAAUAUAUUCAAAACAUUCAACAUUUUAUGUGCUAUAAACAAACUUUCAUCAACAUCCAACUUUGAGGAGUUUUUAUUAUCUUGUUUUCUUAAGAAUAUGAAAAGAUAGUUUAAAAGCCACCAAUUGAGACUGAUGCUAAUGUGCAAAGGCAAAAACCUCCAAGGACUCGAGAGAUCCUUGGAGGUCCUACAGAGAUAACUCAGAUUACAGAGAUUCAGAAACAGGACAAACCAGAAGCCCUGUCCUCUAAAAGCUGGAUCCUCUGUAGGCCCAGUCCUUCGCCAUGUGGAUAUAUACAUGAGCUGCGUGCAUAUUUCAAGUAGAAUAUAUUCAAUCUAUCACCACCUAAAUCUGACUGUGACUGAAGUAUGAGGUGCUCCACCAAACCGGUUCUUUCUUAGCACCAGUGGUUUUUAAGUUCCCACCUUGUCUGUCACUGUGGCAUUGAUUUAAUACCAGCUUUCUAAAGACCGUUCACAAACAGAACACAAAACAGUGGCAAUCAAAAUGAUGAAAAAUCAUGGACUGUUUCUCAAUAACAAUGAGGUAUCUGGUGUUAAAAAACACAGUUAACUGAGUCACAACUCAGGAACUUCAUCCUCCAAAACACUGACCCUUCAAGGGAAUUGCCAUCGAAAAGAUUAUUCCUUUCAACGAUUAGUCCUCUCAACGAACAGGUCUAUUUAGUGACAGGUUCUCCGCAUCCAGGGUUUUAAGUCCAAGGUUUGGCAAAGGAGCCUAGGCUUUCAAAGGUCAAAGCCCAGAAAAAGAUGUUACGUUUUAAAGAUGAUUUCUCCAUAAGCCCGGCCCUCUAAAGGUUGGAUCCCCCAAAGGGUCAGUCCAUUGUCAUGUGGCUUUAUCUUUGAGCUGUAUUGCCUUGACAUAGAGAACAUAAGUUACUAUAUAUCACUGCCUAAUUCAUGCUGAGACCUGUGUAUUUUAGGAAAUUAGGGGGUUUCCACAAACUGCUACAACUGCUUUCCAUUUGACAAAUUCUUCAAAGGUCUUGCCCAAAAGAUGAUGCCUGCAAAAGCUGAGCCCUUCUAAAGACGAGUCCAUCAAACAUUGUGCCAAGAAAAUAGCAGACUAUCCAGUUCCACAGUACUAUGAAGAAAAUAUCCCCUGAAGGCAGGCACUCAAAAAAAUAGGUUUUUUGAAAGUUGAUUCCUUAAAAGGUUUGGUUCAGGUAUUUAACCUUCAAAAGACUAGUUCCUCAAAAGAUGAUUCCAGAUCCUCUGAAAAAGGAUUCUUUCAAAGACCCAAUCCUUCAGAUGACAGAUCCUCCAACAGAUAGGUUCCCAACCCAAAGAUAUUUCCAAAAGUUUGGAAGUUUUCUGAAGGAUGGGUCUUUCUUUUUUAAGAUGUCCUGUCUUUGGCAAGUCAGGGAUACCAUAUAUAGAAGGUAGUUGUCUCUAUGCCAGGGAAAAUUUGCUCUACACAUAGAAUAUCCUAAGAUGGCAUUUUAAUUGCAUGAUUAAACGUAAGAAAAUCCAGACUGCAUCAAGCAUCAAAGAGGGCCACCAAUCACAUCGAUGUGAUAGUAACCUGUGUAAUCUAGUAAUAUGGCUUUCAACCAUCUGGAUUAUAUUUGUGUCUGUCCGUGUACGUGUGUGUGUGGGUCAGUGUAUGUGUACAAAUAAUUUGUGUUGAGAUGGUGUAUCUGAACGUGCCAUCUGAACUCAUAGGAAUGUGCCAGGAAGGGCACAUUACUGUCCCCCCUGGUGAGCUAGCCCCUAAGAGGUCAAGAGGGAGGGAUGUCCACCAGUGACCAUGGCUGGCCUGUCACAUUCUCUGGAGCCAUAGCCCACCCAGCAGGAGCCCACCACUAUGGCUGUGAUCCACACAAGGAAGUCCUCCCAGCCUCAAUGGUACUGUCAGAGAUCUCAGGCCACCCUACAUCCCCACCCAACACCAAAUCAGCAUAGGACUGUCACAUGGGCAGGAUAUGGAAAGGAUGUCCAAGGUGCAAUAAAAUUGGGGUUGUGGCUGAGAUGUGUGAGACUCCACUACUUGGUGACUUCAGAGUCUCCCCAAUCGCAAAGCCCUGAGUGUCUGUAGUAUACUAAAACUGAGUUCAAACAUUGUAGAGAGGAAAGCACUCUACCAAUGCUUUCAAGAUCCAUCUUCCCACAAAGAUCCUUCUGAAGUGUGGUAUUGAGAGAAGGUGCUGGUACGAGUCCCAUUGGGAGAUGGGUCCUUCAAAAGAUAUAUCCUCUUACUGACACCCCCUCCAUGAAAUGAGUUAUUAGAAGGACAAAAAGUCAUAACCCUGUCCUGUGAAUAACUGAUCCAACAAACAUUAAGCUCUGUGAGGGGUUGUGUGUCUGAAGACAUUCGAGAGCUAAUAGCCAGUUGUACGUUAAACUGGUGAUUUGCUUUUGGUGCAAAAACUCCUUAGUGGGCUAUGCUUUUAUUUCAUUGUUGAUCGUUUGAUCCCUGGCUCAUCACCCAAAUUUUUUAGUUUGGGUGAUGUCCAUCAACAGCUGUUGGAGAAAUCUGCUUUACUGCACACAUUUUUCUGUCGUCAUACUAAAAUAAACCUUAAGAGGUACAAACAGCAGAAUCUGCUAACUUGGCUGCUUCAAAAGAUAUAUUUUCAGUUUGUAGACUCACCUGCUCAGUGUAGAUUUCCUUCUGCAUGAACUUAUGUGGAUCCGUCCUCAACGUUCAGGUCCACCUGAAGACAUUGUGUUCGGCCUUCAGUCAUGUUUCAUCUUCCUAGUGGAGUCGGCAAACUGCAGACCUCCAGGUACCUUCACUGACAACAUCCCUCCUGAAAACAAAGCUGCCAAACUUCUCUGAAGAAGCCAAAAGUCUCUGUGUGUAUCAGUGGUUUUACGUGUUUCACAUCAUCCUGUUAAUGUUUCAUUGUGUUUUUAACUGCAACAAUCCUGUUUGUUACGUUGUUGGUCAUAUAUGCAGAAGAGUUAUCAAAUAAACUGAAAUAAACUCUUAAGACUCA
Molecule: messenger RNA, 9250 nt
Organism: Xiphophorus couchianus (Monterrey platyfish)
Lineage: Eukaryota; Metazoa; Chordata; Actinopteri; Cyprinodontiformes; Poeciliidae
Product: potassium voltage-gated channel subfamily A member 1
Exons: 2
Coding region: 1003-2727 (574 amino acids)
Biological process (GO): protein homooligomerization; potassium ion transmembrane transport; action potential
Cellular component (GO): membrane; intercalated disc; voltage-gated potassium channel complex
Molecular function (GO): delayed rectifier potassium channel activity; protein binding
Source: RefSeq, a predicted model, not a curated record